Messenger RNA from Phragmites australis (common reed), 1663 nucleotides. RefSeq names its product cleavage stimulating factor 64-like. The record is from RefSeq and is a predicted model, not a curated record. Lineage: Eukaryota; Viridiplantae; Streptophyta; Magnoliopsida; Poales; Poaceae. Bases 111 to 1238 code for a protein of 375 amino acids. Gene Ontology annotation, biological process: mRNA 3'-end processing. The transcript is spliced from 7 exons.
CUUGUGCUCCAGCUUAUGUUCGGGCUUGCUGCUCGGCAGCACGCAGCAGCCUAGCUCCCCGGUGUCAGACCCCCAUCGCCGCCGCGUCGACCCCGGGCCGCUCCCACCCCAUGGCGGCGAAGCAGGCGGCGGCGGGCGAAGCCUUCGCGGCCCAAAUCAACGCCAUGUCCCGCUCCGAGAUGUACGACAUGAUGUCCCAGAUGAAGAACAUGAUGGACCACGACCAGGAGACGGUGCGCCGGAUGCUCGUCGACAACCCGGACGUCACCCGCGCGCUCUUUCGGGCACAAGUAGUACUUGGAAUGGUGAAAACACCUAAAACUGCACAAUCUUCAGACAUGGCCCAGCCCACAGCAGCGCCAACAGCAUCUUCAUCAGUUAGAUCUACAGUGCAAGAUCAUGCUAGCUUUCCCCAACCCCCGUUACCUGCUAAUCAGCAGAGUGUUGCUCAACAUUCUGCCCCAUUUCUAUCUGGCCCUUCUAAUGUGGCAUCGACCAUGGAUCUUCCUGCAAUGCCAGCAAACCCACCACAAUCGGCACAUACAAAAGGAUACUCUAUCCAUCAGAUGCCUUCUGCAUCAGCUCCUCAGUCAUCUCAGCAUCCAAAUAUGAACUUACCUCAUGCUCCUCCACAGUAUUCCAAUCUUUCAUCACAUAUGCCUAUAGUUCAUAGUCAGCCACAGCAACCUUUGCAAAAUCCUGGAAUUUUUAAUCAGCAGUUGCAACCACCUUUGCCCCCGUUGCCUAGGCCACCCUCCAUGCAAUCCUUUGCACAUCAGAUGCAUCCACAAGUACCCAAUUCAUUUGGUUUGACUCAUGCAAAUGCUCCUCAGCACAUUUUGCAACAACCAAUGUUUCAUCCAGGUGGGAAUCCUCAAACUUCCUUCCUUGCUGGCCAACCACCAUUACCUAACCAGCCACCACCGCAGCUAUACCAGGCUACUUCACACUACAAUUCUCAAAGUACGACGCCCAUGCAAGUUGAUAGGUCAACUCUGUGGGGACGGGCCCCAGAAGCAUCCGCUGCUGGCUCCCAUUUCCCUGGACAGUUACCUGGGUUGCCUGGACAAAUGGCCCAAGGAAUUGGUGGUAUCCAGACAGGCCAAGCACCUUUGACACCUGAUAUGGAAAAGAUGCUUGUCCAGCAAGUCUUGGGCAUGUCGCCUGAACAGAUCAAUAUGCUGCCUCCAGAACAACGGCAACAAGUGCUUCAACUGCGUGACAUGCUUCGGCAAUGAUAGAUCGGCAGCUGACUGAGUACAAGAGUUUGAGUUCCCUGCAGCGGAGCCCUUCGGACCAGCUCUGCGGUCCGUGCUCAGCUUAUGCUGUGGCACCCUUCCGUUUUAGCCUUUGUUUCACCUGAUUGGCGUCCCGACUAGUCUGCAGCGUACCUUGGAGAUGUGAUUGUAGAAUGCUAGUCCUUGUCAUCAUUUAUAGAACGCUUGAACAAUGUAUUAUGAUUUCACUGACAAAUGAACGGCAUGUUUUGGUACUGUUUUGCCACUUCAAUUUCAAGCCGUGUUAAAUUGAUCGUUGAAUUGCACUCCUUGUCUGCCGACUUGGGCUAUGUCGGAUUGAUAUAGAGGAAAUGCAAUGAUCUAGACGCUCAUGUUUCUUGCUCUUCUUUUCUGGGAUGUAAUGAACACUGAUAAACUUUUUCUCA